Molecule: messenger RNA, 2049 nt
Organism: Betta splendens (Siamese fighting fish)
Lineage: Eukaryota; Metazoa; Chordata; Actinopteri; Anabantiformes; Osphronemidae
Gene: slc29a3
Product: solute carrier family 29 member 3
Exons: 7
Coding region: 289-1695 (468 amino acids)
Biological process (GO): nucleoside transmembrane transport
Cellular component (GO): Golgi apparatus; plasma membrane
Molecular function (GO): nucleoside transmembrane transporter activity
Source: RefSeq, a predicted model, not a curated record
UUGAGAUUGGCAUGCGUAAUCUUAUUUUGAAGAAACCUUGCCGGAUGUUUUACUCUUGUAGCGGCAGCUGGGUGGAGACUGUUAAUCAGCUGACCAGGAAAGAACGUUGUUGUGAAGAGAGCUUUUAGGUCAGACAAAGACUAUGGCUCCACAGCGAACACAGACUAUUCUGCCCUUCAGGACAAGCACAACUUCUGAUUGACUCCAGUCCCUGGGUCCCUAACUGCCUGAGCCUCAGCGCUUUUUCAUCAUUCAUUUAUUGAAGUCUCCUUUGUUCUGCCUGUGAAAAUGGGCAGCACAGAACCCGCAGCUAAUAAUCUUAACUCCUCAUAUGUUCCAAACGCGCCUGACGACCUCGACGUGCCUGAAGGCGAGGAAAGCGACGACCAUGAUCCACUUCUGCCCUCACAGCCUUCAGGGCCUGUCGCUGUGCGUUACAGUCCAGAUGAUUCCUACAAUUUGGUGUACAUCAUCUUCUUUCUCAUGGGCAUUGGCUCCCUCCUGCCAUGGAAUUUCUUUGUAACAGCCAAAAGCUACUGGCUCCACAAGCUCAGUAACGCCACUCAUGACGGCGGCGGUGAGGAGCAACAUUCACAGCUCAGUGACUAUUUUGAAAGUUAUAUCUCCAUUGCCUCCACGGUUCCCUCGGUGCUGUGUCUGAUCCUCAACUACUUCUUAGUUAACAGGUUUUCUGCAGACGUGCGGAUCAUCUUUUCUCUGGUUCUGAUCCUGUUGGUGUUUGUGGUGACUACGGUGCUGGUGAAGGUGGACACGACCAAUUACAGGAUGGAGUUCUUUGCUAUUACAAUGGCCAGUGUGGCUGUUGUCAGUGGAGCCUCCAACGUAUUUUCUGGCAGUGUUUUCGGGAUCAGUGGGCAUUUUCCAAUGAGGAUCUCUCAGGCCCUCAUAUCAGGCCAGGCUAUGGGAGGCACCCUGAGUGCGGUUUUUUCAAUCGUGGAAAUGGCAGCAGCUAAGGAUGUGACAGACAGUGCUCUGGCAUAUUUCCUGACAGCUGAUGUCCUCAUCAUACUCUGCAUCAUCACAUAUCUGCUGCUGCCCAAGCUGGAUUUUUCAAGACACUACAUGCAGACAGCAGCCUCCAGUCAUUCGGUGACGAGCCAGGCUGGAGGCACCCAGAGCAGAGCGUCCGUGCCGCCGCUGUCGCCCAUCCUCAGGAAGACGUGGCUGCUCGGCCUGUGUGUCUUCUACGUCUUCUUCAUCUCCAUCACCGUGUUCCCGGCAGUGUCUUCAGGGAUCCAGUCCAUUGACAAAGACAGUGGCAGCCCUUUGACUACAACUUAUUUUGUGCCGCUCACUUGUUUCCUUCUGUACAACGCAGCUGAUUUCUGUGGCAGGCAGGCGACAGCCUGGAUACAGGUCCCAGGUCCAAAAAGCCACAUUCUGCCAGCACUAGUGCUGUGUCGCACCAUCAUAGUCCCACUUUUCAUGCUCUGUAACUUCCAACCAAGGGAGCACCUCCUUACAGUCCCGUUUGCCUAUGAUGUGUAUCCAGUGGUCUUAAACUGCGUCUUGGGCCUCACUAAUGGUUACCUCGGCACUUUACUCAUGAUCUACGGCCCUAAGGUGGUACCACGCGAGCUGGCGGAGGCCACAGGAGUCGUCAUGUCGUUCUUUCUGGCUCUUGGACUGGCUUUUGGAUCUUUAUUCUCUAUGGUGAUUGUACACUGUAUCUGAUUUGGACACCAGACUAACUAAUCAUGCAGCGAUUCAGUGCACGCCCACUGAUGAAGGCUGUUGAACCAAGUACACCGAAGAAAUAUUUGUGCGGAUAAGCUUCUCAUUACCAUUGGUCAUUCCAGGAAGCCUUGAUUCCUUUAUACCUGGCAAGGCAUCAUGUUUACUCUGCUGUGGCUUUAGGGUUGUUUUCUAAGACUUGUCCUUUUACUGAUUGUCCUCAUACAAUGCAACAAAGUUUUAAUUUUAUAAUUGUGUUGCAAAAGACACUUGUGUAGGUUUGUAGUUUGAUAAGUAAAAAUAUUAGAGUUCUACGUUUUACCUUAUUAAAUAAUCAAACACCACAAAUCUUUA